AUGCAGGCGGCCCAUGCUAUCGAUUUCCGCUCCCACCUACCUCCCUACCGCUCGUUGCUCAACCCCACCGCACGCUACGACUACAGAACCCACUCGUUGGUCCCCAUCAGCCAGAACGAAAUGAACCUGCUCAGCCUGAACCUCCGCAUGCACAACAACCACAACCUCUCGUUGAAGAGCUUGAAGUCGUCCAAGACGCCAGGCUCCUCCUUCAAAAUGAAGUACAAGUCGUUGUUGAGCGAUGUCUCCAGAACCCUCUCGAUCCGUCUCAGCAAUCCAUAUCUUCUUGGAGGUGCGCUGUCGCAAUUCUCGUCCAACGGCAUUCCACUGAGUGCUACCCUCACCAGCAGUUCCAAGGAGUCCACCCAGUCGCCACGCGCCGUGCCGCCGCCUCCGCCGCCUCGCUACUUGAGGAACUUGCCGUUGGAAAUCUGGGACUUCAUCUUCUUUUUGGUGGACGACAAAGCUGACUACAGGAACAGUCUCUACACAUGCAAGCUCUUCUACUUACUCGCAAAACCGUACUACUACGAGCACAUCGCAUUCACAUCCACGUAUCGAGUAGCCCAGUUCAUCUCGUACCUCCGCUUGAACUCAGAGGUCGGCAGGUACGUUAAAACCCUCGAUUUGUCGGGGGUGCAGCCAGGGUUCAUCGAGGACCAAGAAGAGCCUGUAGAGGAGCCCACACACGGAAACGCAGUCAUCCGGUUUGGAGACGAUGAGUUAGGUGCAGAGUCCAACGAGAAGAUCCUUGCAGGCUGGCGAGACUGGAAGUUUAAGAAUAAUCCGUUGUAUUCUGUGCAUCACUCGUCAUCUGUUAGCUUAACAAAAAUUGCAUCCAACUCCCAGAUUCUGACGAGCUCAACCAAGUCGAUGGCUUCGUCAGGAAAAUAUUCGACCACCUCCAAGCGGUUCUCCAAACCAUUCAAGUAUUUCAGAGAGAAGAAAAGAAGACGUUCGUUGAGCUCAGCAGGAGAACCAAAUUCGAGAAAACUAUUGAGACCCGACUAUGGAUACGCGGACGAUGCUGAAAACCACGGAACCAGCUCAAAUCAUCGACUGGAACACCCUACUAUCAACAAGUUUUUAAUGAACUACUCGUCAUCGAAGGAUAUUCCUGUGGGCUACGUAUUGCAUUUAAUUAAUUUGUGCCCAAACGUCGAGUCCUUGAAUUUGGGAAAUUUGUCAUUGUCCAUUGAUUAUGAGAUCAGCAGAUCAAUGAUCUAUAAGUACCAAACCUUCGAUUUGAUGAAUAACUAUCCGAAGGCUUUGGUGAAGAAUAUAGAUGACAUUAUGAGCCUUGAUGAUGGAGAAGAUGCAUUAACAUACGAGGGGAGUUUUCUCAACGCGGAAACUUUUAGCAUUCACAAUACUAUCGCCAACUCCAAUACAUCAAUCCGAAAUGGCUUCGCCAACGGAUUCAAACCACACCAACCAACAUCAUCUGCAUCAUCCGUUUAUUCAUUGGGAGCAUUUGCUAAGCCUAUUCUAAAAUACAAUAGCUUGUUACCUCCAUUGCCACAAACAGUAACAGAUAUUUCAUAUCUCAACAAAGGAGACGGUAAAGUUUACUUGAGUGAUCUUAAUCUCAAGUCCAUCAAUAAUAAUUAUUUAAGGAAGGUCAAUGAAGAGGAAUUAUUGACAUGUAUUCUUCGGGCACAUGGGAAGAAUCAGUGCCGUUCCAACAAUUGUUUGCCCAAUCUCAAUUGUAAACCCAAAUUGAAGUAUCUUAAUUUAUCGUUCAUGAUUUGGUUAAAUAAGAAAUUGUCAGAGAAACUCAUACGAGGAUUAUUAUGUGAUCACGUUUUAGGUUAUUCAACAGAAGACUCACUGUCACUCGCAACAAGCGAUGAGGUUCUUCGUUACAAACAAGAUUUGGUGAUUGACUUCACCGACUCUGGAAUGUACAAAAACUUGCAGUGGGCCAAAAGAAUUGAUUUGAACACAAUUGAAGGUUGUGACUUAGCCGAUAAGAUUAUUAAAGAUAAUCUUUACGAUCAAUUUGAAGAGUUUACCAGAAUGGAAAGAAUAAGAAGAGGAAGAAUGGGGGAAAACUUUUUAGCUUAA
Molecule: messenger RNA, 2067 nt
Organism: Suhomyces tanzawaensis NRRL Y-17324
Lineage: Eukaryota; Fungi; Ascomycota; Pichiomycetes; Serinales; Debaryomycetaceae
Exons: 2
Coding region: 1-2067 (688 amino acids)
Source: RefSeq, a predicted model, not a curated record